Molecule: messenger RNA, 4296 nt
Organism: Rattus rattus (black rat)
Lineage: Eukaryota; Metazoa; Chordata; Mammalia; Rodentia; Muridae
Product: aldehyde oxidase 1
Exons: 33
Coding region: 148-4077 (1309 amino acids)
Molecular function (GO): oxidoreductase activity; FAD binding; iron ion binding
Source: RefSeq, a predicted model, not a curated record
AGCUGUAGCAUACAAAAGGAAGCGGGAAAUGACAAGACUUAAAUGGCAGCCAUUGGUGAAUUCACACUGGACUUUUCCUAUCCGGGUCUGCAACGGCAUUGCUUCCUGAGGUCAGGGCUAUUCUAGAAAGAAACACAAAUGUAGGAAAUGUUCUCUUUGACCGAGCUCCUUCCAGUCCGACUCACGGGAACUAAGUAUGGCUGUGGAGGUGGGGGCUGCGGUGCCUGCACAGUGAUGAUCUCACGGUACAACCCCAGCACCAAGACCAUCAGGCAUCAUCCUGUCAAUGCCUGUCUGACCCCCAUCUGCUCUCUGUACGGUACAGCAGUCACCACAGUAGAGGGCAUAGGCAACACCAGGACCAGACUUCAUCCUGUUCAGGAGAGGAUCGCCAAGUGUCACGGCACCCAGUGUGGGUUCUGUACCCCUGGGAUGGUGAUGUCCAUGUAUGCUCUGCUCAGGAACCACCCGGAGCCCACCCUAGAUCAGUUAACUGAUGCCCUUGGGGGGAAUCUGUGCCGCUGUACCGGAUACAGGCCCAUAAUUGACGCUUGCAAGACCUUCUGUAGAGCUUCUGGCUGCUGUCAAAGUAAAGAAAAUGGGGUGUGCUGUUUGGAUCAAGGAAUAAAUGGAUCGGCAGAAUUUCAGGAAGGAGAUGAGACAAGUCCAGAACUGUUCUCGGAAAAGGAAUUUCAGCCACUGGACCCGACCCAAGAGCUGAUAUUUCCUCCAGAGCUAAUGAGAAUAGCCGAGAAACAGCCACCAAAAACCAGAGUGUUCUAUGGUAAUAGAAUGACAUGGAUCUCCCCGGUGACCCUGGAGGAACUUGUGGAAGCUAAGUUCAAGUAUCCUGGGGCCCCCAUUGUUAUGGGGUACACCUCUGUGGGGCCUGAAGUAAAGUUUAAAGGUGUCUUCCACCCCAUCAUAAUUUCUCCUGACAGAAUUGAAGAGCUGAGUAUCAUAAACCAGACCGGGGAUGGGCUGACCCUGGGUGCUGGCCUCAGCCUGGAUCAGGUGAAGGACAUUCUGACUGAUGUGGUCCAGAAGCUUCCAGAAGAGACGACACAGACAUACCGUGCGCUCCUGAAGCACCUGAGAACUCUGGCUGGCUCUCAGAUCAGGAACAUGGCUUCUUUAGGGGGCCACAUCGUGAGUAGACAUCUGGACUCGGAUCUGAAUCCCCUUCUGGCUGUGGGUAAUUGUACCCUCAACUUACUAUCCAAAGAUGGAAAACGGCAGAUCCCUUUAAGUGAGCAGUUUCUCCGCAAGUGUCCUGACUCGGACCUUAAGCCUCAGGAAGUCUUGGUCUCAGUGAACAUCCCCUGUUCCAGGAAGUGGGAGUUUGUGUCAGCCUUCCGACAAGCCCAGAGACAGCAGAAUGCACUAGCGAUUGUCAACUCUGGAAUGAGAGUCCUUUUUAGAGAAGGAGGUGGCAUCAUUAAAGAGUUAUCCAUUUUGUAUGGAGGUGUCGGUCCAACCACCAUCGGUGCCAAGAACUCCUGUCAGAAACUCAUUGGAAGGCCCUGGAAUGAAGAGACACUGGACACAGCAUGCAGGCUGGUUUUGGAUGAAGUCACCCUUGCAGGUUCGGCUCCCGGUGGAAAGGUGGAGUUCAAGAGGACCCUCAUCAUCAGCUUCCUCUUCAAGUUCUACCUGGAGGUGCUGCAGGGUCUGAAGAGGGAGGACCCAGGUCACUAUCCUAGCCUGACAAGCAAUUAUGAGAGUGCUUUAGAAGAUCUCCAUUCAAAACAUCACUGGAGAACAUUAACCCACCAGAACGUGGACCCGAGGCAGCUUCCUCAGGACCCAAUUGGCCGUCCCAUCAUGCACCUUUCUGGUAUUAAGCACGCUACUGGCGAGGCCAUCUACUGUGACGACAUGCCCGCAGUAGACCGGGAGCUUUUCCUGGCUUUUGUAACAAGCUCAAGAGCACACGCUAAGAUUGUGUCCAUUGAUCUGUCAGAAGCUCUCAGCCUGCCAGGCGUGGUGGACAUCAUUACUGCGGAUCACCUUCAGGACGCAGCCACCUUCGGCACAGAGCCGCUUCUGGCCACAGAUAAGGUCCACUGCGUGGGCCAACUUGUCUGUGCCGUGAUUGCGGAUUCUGAGACACGGGCAAAGCAAGCGGCGAAGCACGUGAAGGUGGUCUACCGAGACUUGAAGCCUCUGAUCCUAACUAUUGAGGAAGCUAUACAACACAAGUCCUUCUUCGAGUCAGAACGGAAGCUGGAGUGUGGAAAUGUUGAUGAAGCGUUUAAAAUUGCUGAUCAAAUUCUUGAAGGUGAGAUACACAUAGGCGGCCAGGAACAUUUUUAUAUGGAAACCCAAAGCAUGCUUGUUGUUCCCAAAGGAGAGGAUGGAGAGAUUGACAUCUAUGUGUCUACACAGUUCCCCAAGUAUAUACAGGAUAUAGUUGCUGCAACCUUGAAGCUUUCAGUCAACAAGGUCAUGUGUCAUGUAAGGCGUGUUGGCGGGGCGUUUGGAGGGAAGGUAGGCAAGACCAGCAUCAUGGCAGCCAUCACCGCAUUCGCUGCCAGCAAACACGGUCGUGCGGUCCGCUGCAUUCUGGAACGAGGAGAAGACAUGUUAAUAACUGGGGGCCGCCAUCCUUACCUUGGAAAGUAUAAAGCUGGAUUCACGAAGGACGGCAGAAUCUUGGCCCUGGACGUGGAGCACUAUUGCAAUGGAGGGAGCUCCCUGGAUGAGUCCUUAUGGGUGAUAGAAAUGGGACUUCUGAAGAUGGACAACGCUUACAAGUUUCCCAACCUACGCUGCCGGGGCUGGGCCUGCAGAACCAACCUCCCGUCCAACACUGCUCUGCGUGGGUUUGGCUUUCCUCAGGCAGGGCUGGUCACCGAAGCCUGUAUCACGGAAGUGGCAAUCAGAUGUGGCCUGUCCCCUGAGCAGGUUCGAACCAUAAAUAUGUACAAGCAAAUUGAUAAUACCCAUUACAAGCAAGAGCUCAGCGCCAAGACCCUCUUUGAGUGCUGGAGAGAAUGCAUGGCCAAGUGUUCCUACUCUGAGAGGAAAACGGCUGUGGGAAAAUUCAAUGCAGAGAAUUCCUGGAAGAAGAGGGGAAUGGCCGUGAUUCCAUUGAAGUUUCCUGUGGGUGUUGGCUCAGUAGCCAUGGGACAGGCGGCUGCCCUGGUCCAUAUUUAUCUUGAUGGCUCUGCCCUGGUCUCUCACGGUGGGAUUGAGAUGGGGCAGGGUGUCCACACUAAAAUGAUCCAGGUGGUCAGCCGGGAAUUAAAGAUGCCAAUGUCGAGUGUUCACCUGCGUGGGACAAGCACAGAAACCGUCCCCAACACCAAUGCCUCGGGAGGCUCUGUGGUGGCAGAUCUCAAUGGAUUGGCAGUAAAGGAUGCUUGCCAGACCCUUCUAAAACGCCUUGAGCCCAUCAUCAGCAAGAACCCCCAGGGAACUUGGAAGGAUUGGGCCCAGACUGCUUUUGACCAGAGCAUCAGUCUCUCAGCUGUUGGAUAUUUCAGGGGCUAUGAGUCGAAUAUAAACUGGGAGAAAGGGGAAGGCCAUCCCUUCGAAUACUUUGUGUAUGGAGCUGCCUGCUCAGAGGUUGAAAUAGACUGCCUGACCGGAGACCAUAAGAAUAUCAGAACAGACAUCGUGAUGGAUGUUGGCCACAGCAUAAACCCAGCCCUUGACAUAGGCCAGGUUGAAGGUGCAUUUAUUCAAGGAAUGGGACUUUACACGAUAGAGGAGCUGAGCUACUCUCCGCAGGGCAUUCUGUACAGUCGUGGACCAAACCAAUACAAGAUCCCUGCCAUCUGCGACAUCCCCAUCGAGAUGCACAUUUCUUUUUUGCCCCCAUCCGAACACUCAAACACCCUGUAUUCAUCUAAGGGUCUGGGAGAGUCUGGGGUGUUCCUGGGCUGUUCGGUAUUUUUUGCCAUCCAUGACGCAGUGAGGGCAGCGCGACAGGAGAGAGGCAUCUCUGGACCAUGGAAGCUCAAUAGUCCUCUGACUCCAGAGAAAAUCAGAAUGGCUUGUGAAGAUAAGUUCACAAAAAUGAUUCCAAGAGAUGAACCUGGAUCCUAUGUUCCCUGGAACAUACCUGUGUGAGUGAAAUAUGAACUUCUGAAAGGAUUGGCUCAACAACUACAGAACGCACCUCCCGGUCUCUCUGCUCUAAGAUGCUAAAUAUGAAAGAGUUUUACAGCCCAGAAUCAUCCACAGCACUGCUUUACUGGUUCGGAAGUUUCUCUUGAGGAUACUCCAGAUACACCUGAGACAUUAUAAAUCAUAUAUCAAAUUGCACAAAUAUUAAAUCGUUUGCUCAGA